UCAGCCCAGGAACUCAUAACCCAGCUGUCCCUCGUCCAGCUGAGAUCAGUCACACUUGGGACCAUGAGAGUCUUGAUUGGAGCCCUGUUGGUGGCCUUAGUGGCUGCAGAGCAGAAACGUUCAGCUGACCCUGGAAUUGGCUAUGGGGGACUUGGAGGCCUGGGUUAUGGUGGCCUGGGGCAUGGAGGACUCGGUUAUGGAGGCUUGGGACUUGGAGGGCUUGGUUAUGGAGGCCUUGGACUUGGUGGGUUAGGACUUAAUGGUGGAUACGGAGGUGGAUAUGGAGGCUAUGGUGGUCUCUUAAGUGCUGGAAAAAUAAAAAACUUUUUAGCCAAUGGAUACAGCCACUCCACUGGAUACAAUCAUGGAAACCACAUUCUAAAGGAAUAUGGAGGAGCAGGAGGACUGUCACAUGGCCAUCUUAACAAACACUUGCUCGGCAAACGAAGUGCUGAUCCCGAACCAGGUUUAGCUUAUGGAGGACUUGGUGGACUUGGAGAAACUGGGUUAUGGAGCCUUGGACUGGAGGACUGGGAUUAUGGAGGCCUAGGACUUGGUGGGUUAGGCCUUAACGGUGGAUAUGGUGGUGGAUAUGGAGGCUAUGGUGGUCUCUUGAGUGCUGGAAACUAUGCCAAUGGAUACAGCCACUCCACUGGAUACAACCAUGGAAACCACAUUCUAAACGGAUAUGGAGGAGCAGGAGGACUGUCACAUGGUCAUCUUAACAAACACUUGCUCGGUAAACGAAGUGCUGAUCCCGAACCAGGUUUAGCCCUUGGAGGACUUGGUGGACUUGGUGGACUAGGCUAUGGAGGUCUUGGUCUUGGUGGACUUGGCCAUGGAGGCCUUGGACUUGGAGGACUUGGCUAUGGAGGGCUUGGACUCGGUGGACUAGGUCAUGGCUUAGGCCUUAAUGCUGGAUUUGGUGGAGGAUAUGGUGGCCAUGGUGGUCUCUUGGAUGCUGGUAACUAUGCCCAUGGAUACAGUCACUCCACUGGGUACAACCAUGGAAACCAUAUUGGAAAUGCCCACAAAGGACUGGGAGGGCUGUCUCAUGGGCACACCAACAUCAUAGGAAAGUAA
Macrobrachium nipponense is the source of this 1083-nucleotide messenger RNA. RefSeq lists its product as uncharacterized. The transcript has 2 exons. NCBI's taxonomy places the organism in Eukaryota, Metazoa, Arthropoda, Malacostraca, Decapoda, Palaemonidae. Bases 64 to 1083 code for a protein of 339 amino acids. The record is from RefSeq and is a predicted model, not a curated record.